GUGGGAACUUGAUCUACCCGCACAGGUAUGUACUGCUUCGACGCAUUGGGUACCUAAAUACUUGCGACGCUCAAGACAGGUGACAGUUCUCGCUCGCGCCUGGUCUCAACAUGUUCAUCCUCCCGCUCCUCUCCAUCAUCCUGCCUUCUGUAGUCGUCAGCUUCAACCUCACCAUCCUCCACACCAACGACAUCCACGCCCGUAUCGAGCAGACCAACAAGUAUAGUGGUCAGUGCUCCCCCGCCCAUGUAGCGGAGGGGAAAUGCUAUGGGGGCUUCGCCCGUCUCAAGACGAAGAUCGAGGAGAUUCGGAGCGCCCAACCCAACACUCUUCUACUCGAUGGAGGGGACCAGUUCAGUGGGACGCUGUGGUUCUACAAGUUCAUGGGACCCGGGACUGCAGCUUUCAUGAACCAUCUUGGCUAUGAUGCCAUGGCUUUGGGAAACCAUGAAUUUGACAAAGGGCAGUCUGGUCUCAUCCCCUUUCUGGACGCGGCUAACUUCCCUGUGUUGAGUACAAACAUUCGACUUCUCAACCAAGACUCACCACUCAGAACAAAGUUCAAAAAGAGCCACAUAUUUACAGUUGGAGGAGAGAGGAUAGGAGUUAUUGGAUACAGCACACGGGAGACGCCGUCUAUAUCUUCACCAGGUGCUGACCUCGUGUUCGAGGACGAAGUAUCGACCAUACAGAGCGAGGUGUCGUUGCUGACGCAGCAGGGCAUCAACAAGAUCAUUGCCGUCGGUCACUCAGGGUUCCACGUGGACAAGCGGAUAGCUGAGUCCGUGGAGGGAGUUGACGUGGUUGUAGGGGGCCACGACAACACUUUUCUAUAUACAGGACCACAUCCGUCAAAUGAGGAACCGGAAGGAGAGUAUCCCCACGUGGUGACCCAGACGGGAGGGGCCAAGGUGCUCGUGGUGCAGGACUAUGCUUACGGGAAGUAUCUUGGAGAUCUGGAAGUGACCUUUGACCCGGAAGGUGUCAUCACGUCAUGGGGAGGUAAUCCAAUUCUUCUGGACAACAACACGGCGCAAGACGUGUCGACCUUGACCUUCUUGGAGCCAUACAUCCAGCAGAUAGACGAGACUGCCUAUGAAAUCGUCGGCAAGUCCCACGUACCUUUACAGGGGGAGAAGGCAAUCUGCAGACGGCGGGAAUGCAAUCUUGGCAAUGUGAUCACAGACAGCAUGGUAAAACAAAACAUCAAGCAUUCCGACUCCCUCUACUGGAACAACGUCAGCAUCGCCAUCACCAACUCAGGGGGCAUCAGAUCCUCUAUCCCCAAAGGUGACAUCACCAUCGGACAGGUGGCCACUGUUCUCCCCUUCAGUAACACUAUCGACAUCGUAGAACUGUAUGGACGCCACAUUAAGGCUGCUUUCGAGCACUCGGUGUCGUAUCACAACACGGAUGAAAGAUCCGGGGCCUUUCUACAAGUAUCAGGGUUGAAGAUUGAGUUUGACAUCUCCCGUCCCGUGGGUUCUCGGGUGACCCGACUGCGGGCAUUGUGUACCAGAUGCGAGGUGCCGAUAUACGAGGACGUUCAGCCAGGUCAGAUCUACCAGGUCAUAAUGCCUUCCUUUAUUGCUGAUGGAGGGGACUUUUACGACGUCAUUAACGACAACAAAGUCAAGCAUCAUCUCAUAGGUGACCUUGACCUUGACGUGUUCGUGGAGUACGUGAAGCAGCAGACUCCGAUAGUCCAGGGGGAGGAGGAACGCAUGAUGUUCGUCAACUCCUACCCCCCUUGUCCCCCUACCGCAGCUGGGAUGUCUCUCCACACGGUCACCACAGCCCUCGGUUUACCAUUGAGUUUAUGCCUGUUUAUGAUGUCACGCGUGUGAUGAUGUGGUUACGGUUGUGUACAUUUUUACUGAUUGUUUUUCAUUUGUUACAAUGUACAAGAAUAAGAAUAAAUGGAAAAUACUC
Molecule: messenger RNA, 1932 nt
Organism: Haliotis rufescens (red abalone)
Lineage: Eukaryota; Metazoa; Mollusca; Gastropoda; Lepetellida; Haliotidae
Product: 5'-nucleotidase-like
Exons: 9
Coding region: 111-1847 (578 amino acids)
Biological process (GO): nucleotide catabolic process
Molecular function (GO): hydrolase activity, acting on ester bonds; metal ion binding; nucleotide binding
Source: RefSeq, a predicted model, not a curated record